UAACUCUAAUCUCUUUUGACUUCCGUAUAGUAAACACCGAGAAUAACAAAAGAGAGACACGUGGCAAAAACUCGAGAUCUGAAGGAUCUUCGAAUUGUAUAAUCUAUCAUCAUCAGAUCGAGAGGCUUCAACGUUAGUGUGAUUGAUUGGUCGUGAGAGUAUAAUGGGCUGUUCGUUAUCGGGAUUGAACUCGCUUUACGACGCAGUGAACGGAGGAGGAGGCGACGUGUGGAUCAAUGAGAAUCGUUUCAGGAUCGUGAGGCAACUCGGCGAAGGAGGUUUCGCUUUCGUCUUUUUGGUCAAGGAGAUUGUCGCCGCCGAUGCUUCCUCCGAUGGUGGUCUGGCGAAUAAAGUCAAGGAUCCUGCUCAUCUCUCCGCUGAUGGAACUUAUGCUAUGAAGAAAAUUCUGAUUCAGAACAAGGAGCAACUGGAAUUAGUGAGGGAGGAGAUUCGUGUUUCGUCACUUUUCAACCACCCUAAUCUGCUCCCUCUCCUUGACCAUGCCAUUAUUUCUGUUAAGGACGGGCAAGAGGGAGGUUGGAAACACGAGGCCUUCUUGCUGUUUCCUGUUCACCUCGAUGGUACCUUGCUGGAUAAUUCAACAUCCAUGAAGGCUAAAAAGGAAACAUUCUCAACAACUGAUGUUUUGCAUAUAUUUCGUCAGCUUUGUGAUGGACUCAGACACAUGCACUCUCUGGAGCCACCGUAUGCACACAAUGAUGUCAAACCUGGAAACGUGCUUUUAACACGUCGAAAAGGACAGCCUCCUCUUGCGAUAAUGAUGGACUUUGGGAGUGCUCGUCCUUCACGCAAGCAAAUCCGCUCCCGUCAAGAGGCCUUACAGUUACAGGAGUGGACAUCUGAACACUGUUCAGCACCCUUUCGAGCUCCUGAGCUUUGGGAUUGUCCAAGCCAUGCAGAUAUCGAUGAGAGAACAGAUAUAUGGUCACUAGGCUGCACACUAUACGCAAUCAUGUAUGGUGUGUCUCCAUUUGAAUAUGCACUUGGGGAAUCUGGUGGAAGUCUUCAGCUCGCGAUCGUGAACGCUCAGGUAAAAUGGCCAAACGCAGGACCAAAAUCUUCUUAUCCUGAAGCUCUUCACCAGUUUGUGACUUGGAUGCUGCAACCGCAGGCUGCCGUUCGGCCAAGCAUUGACGCUAUCAUCAUCCACGUCGACAGACUGAUCGCAAAGUUCACCAAAUGAUUCCUAGUUUUUGGUGGUUUUCUAAAGAGGUGAGGAAAAGAACAGAACAUAAAAGGGUUUCUAUACAUUGCCUUGUCUUGUUUUUUAUAUGUUUAGUUAUUUUGAAAAAUCACAUUAAAAAUCCCAUACUAGAUGCAUAUUUCAAACACAGUCUUGAUUACUCUUUGUAAUUUAUUUUGAACAAUUAGGAUUCGUUUUUUUUCUCCAUUUGGGAAUCAAUAAGAUUUACUCAAGGACA
Molecule: messenger RNA, 1442 nt
Organism: Raphanus sativus (radish)
Lineage: Eukaryota; Viridiplantae; Streptophyta; Magnoliopsida; Brassicales; Brassicaceae
Exons: 6
Coding region: 164-1204 (346 amino acids)
Biological process (GO): protein phosphorylation
Cellular component (GO): cytoplasm
Molecular function (GO): ATP binding; protein serine/threonine kinase activity
Source: RefSeq, a predicted model, not a curated record